CUUCAAACGGAAGUGACUUUAGUCAGCGGAAAUUCCCACGAGGUGUAACAUCUGUGUAAAGCCAUAACAAACUCUCCGAGAAGACUGUUCGUGUGUAUUUUACUUAUAUAAACAUACGAAAUAAUAUUAACUGCAUUGAUAUGCAUUAGUAUAACAAACAGAUUUAAUGCUGGAUUUGCUUUUACACGAGUAGAUCAAAUAUAUGUUGAAACAUUAAAGCGCUGGAGUAAAUUGUGCAUGCACCUCUAUCUCGUUUAUUACAGUAAAACAUCGAGAACGCGAGUGGAGUUUCCCUUUAGUUUCAUUUUAUCAACAAAGAAACAACUGAUGAUCAGUCCUAAAUGUGGACAAACGAGUCUGUCGAAAUGUGCUGGUGGUUUUUAACCCGACAAAACGAUAUGUAGAUUGAGAGCAGAGUGAAGAUGAAUGUGAUGUUGUCGCUUCGGAUUGUUUAUAAAUGCGGAACAACAUCGUAAUAACAACUUCAUAAACAGAAGGAAGGGCGUAGUUUAAAGUCCAACAGAUCAUGUGAGUUGGAUCAUGGCACUCUCAGCCCUGCCGUUUGAAGGAUUUAGAUCCCAAAGGUCGAAUGUACAAACAGAGGGGCAGGACGUUGAGGAUGAGUUUACCUGCUCAUGUGUGUUGAGGGGGGCGUUGCUGGCCCUGCAGCCCACUGUUGAGCGGGUGUUUGGGGUGAUACUGAGUAUCGGAGGGAAGGAUGCUGUCUCGCCGCAGGAUGGACAGAUCUGGCUGCGCUUGCGUGGGAUCGCCAGGGAUGUGAAGGCAGCGAAGCUUUUUGUGAAAGGUGUCGUCAAUCAGGAAGCUCAACAAGAGUUCCAGUUUCCAGAGGUCCUUCUCUGUGUGUUCUGUGGUGCUAAAGGGCUGUUUAUGGAUUGCCUGAUUAAAAAUACCUCAGCGCAUAUUGUGGUUGGAUCUCAAGGUUGCCUCCUCAUCACUGGACUGGCAGAACCUGUGGUAAAAGCAUACUCGUACAUUACAGACCUAAUAGAGAAGUACAAUAGUAGCCAGAGACGAUGUCCUGAGGGUGGUCUUGGAACAGCAGGCGAGUCUCUGGAUUCACGUCGGGCAUUCAAUUCCAUGGUUGAGAGCCUAGAGGACCGUCACACCCUAGACCUGCUAGUGUUACCUGUGAUGGUAAAAGUAGCUCUGUUGGGUUUGGUGAAGCAGUCUGGAUUGGACAGAGGUAGGGGGCUGGAGACCAAGAGGAGCCAGGAAACACUCAAACCAUUAGAAAGUAAUGAAUCUUGGGCAGUGCAGAGGACUAUAGAUGAAAUUAUGUUCAGGGAGUCUGAAGAACUUGGACCAAAUAAAAAUAGAGAGAGCUUGCUUAUCCAAGACAGACCAAAUAUGAUGUCAAAGAAGCCACAUUCCCAGUACUCAGGUGUCUUUCCACAAUCUGGAUAUCAUAGAGUUAAUAGCACAGAUGAUAUUGCAAGGAUGACAACUGACAUCAGUGAAUCCCACAAUCCAUUAUCCAACAGUUCCAUCCCUGUUUUAACACAUAGAACUCACCCAGAGAGCCCAGAGGUACAACAACGAGGUUCACCACAAGAAGUGGAAUCUGAAAUGCCUCCGCAGGAGACUGUCCUGUUAUCUGCAGGGAGUAGAGAGGAAUUUGAGCACCUUCUCAAGUUCUUUACUGCCAUGGGCUUUACCGGGGAGGUGGUAAAGAAGGUCCUGGCCCAUACUGGCCCAAAAGAAGCCUCUCAGAUUCUGGAUUUGAUCCAGCAAGAGCAAGAUAAAACAGAUCAACAAAGAGACAACUGUAACACCAAGACCCAGAAUAAAGACAAUGUGGCUGAGAAUAGAGCCAUGAUCAGUGCAGGACUGAAUGAGGCUGUGGAAAUUUUAGAAGCCAGAAAAGGAGAACCAGAAGCCAAAUGGGACGACUUUGUCUUGGGUGUGUUGAAAAAGGCUGCAGCCACCUGUGGGUAUACACAGGAAAGAGUAGAGGAAGUGUACAGCAAUUUACCAGAGCUGAACCCACAUGAGCUGCUACUAGAAUUGCAGAGGCAAGAAAUAGAGUCCGGCAGGAGGAAAGACAGCAAUACAAGAGCUGAUCAGAAGAUUGGGAGGAAUUCAGAGGAAGAAAUGGGAAAGCUUGAAACUGGGGGAGGAAAUGCCAGAACAGAAGCAAGAACAAAAGGUAUAGUCACACAACCAGACACGUCAAAACGGACAAGCAUUGCACUAGAGUCACCCACAACAUCCCAAAAUCAGCCACCACUUCACAGCAACCCUCUGUCGGUGAGAGGUCCACCACAGACAACCUACCCUUCAAAAGUGACCCUUGAAACCUUGGACUUACCUAACAUCAACCCCAGCUUACAACUCAUGGAUCCGCACCUCCAUUCUGGAAGUUCACAUCCACAGAGUGUCCCUCAGAACCAUCAUCUCAGUUUCUCAAAAGUACCAAACAUCUCCACCCUUCAAAAGUAUGAAAACCAGCCCAAGCAGAGGCAGGGCAAACCAGCCACAGCAUCUGUGGUUACUGGACCUCAAAGGUUUCUUGAGGGCCUCAAGACGCCCUUCAAACUACAGUUGUCAGAUGACCCUGGUAACUCAAUGCUGCGUCAGAUCAUCAUUGAUGGGAGCAACGUUGCUAUGAGCCAUGGUUUGGGUUUUUUUUUCUCUUGCCGAGGCAUCGCUCUGGCUGUGCAGCACUUCUGGGGGAGGGGUCAUCGCAAAAUCACUGUGUUCGUCCCUCAGUGGAGACAAAAGAAAGAUCAGAAGAUUAAAGAGCAGCAGUAUCUGACUCAACUGCAGGACCUGGGUUUACUCUCAUUUACUCCCUCCAGAGAGGUGGAGGGUAAGAGAAUCAACUCUUAUGACGACAGAUUCAUGCUCGCAUUGGCUCAGAAGACGAAUGGAGUGAUUGUGACGAAUGACAACCUGAGAGAUCUGGUGGACGAGUCGCCUGCAUGGAGAGACAUCAUAAAGAAAAGUUUGCUACAGUACGUGUUUGCCGGAGAUCUUUUCAUGUUACCUGACGAUCCGAUGGGCCGCGGUGGACCGCACCUGAAUGACUUCUUACAAACGCAGAACAGUUCAACUAUUCCAGGAAGUCACUCAUUUGCGGGCGUGUCAUCGUCCAUUUCUUCGCCAUCUCCAGACCCUCAGGCCCACACUGAAGUCCUGCAGUGCCGAGACUGGACACCAGGGGGUCAACAUCACAGCAGAGGUCAAGGGUCAAUCAGAGAUGAGGGGCAGGGUCAAGGUCAGGAGGGCCAGGAAAGAACAGUCGAAGAGACGCUGAAGUUGCAACAGAGUUUGGUCCAGAUCUUUCCAGACCAGGAAAGCAUCAUUAUCAUGAUUCUACAGUGUCACCCAACAAUCAGAGACAUCAACCAACUCACAGACUUCAUACUGGAACAACAAUAAUAAACAGAGACCAGAAGAGACAUUUUAUGAAUUGUGUUCAGUCAUAUAGUGUUUAAACUAAAAGAAAAACCCUUAAUUUGUUUGUUUUGUUUCUAAAACUAUUGUACUUCCAUAUUGCUCCACUUUUAAUUCCCAUAUAGCCAUUUAAUCUUAUAAUGUGUUUUAAAUUUGAAACUUAAUUUAUAUAUUUUUUGAGUAACUCUAAUAUGCUUGAAUUGACUGUUAUGACUCAUUUUGUUAUACUAGUGGUGGUAAUUUUGAUUAAUCUACUGUCAGUGACUCAAGUCUUUUCAAUCUGUUCAACAAAAAGAUUAGUUCAGAUUCGACCAUUGACCAUUUCUGCAAAUUACGCCUUUGCGCCAAAUGAUCGUCUUUUACAUUUUGAAUACUGUAAAGCCUAAUGUUGUCAUUACUUAAAAAAUCAAGUUGUGUCUUAAUUAAACAUUGCUUGAAAUGUCAA
Molecule: messenger RNA, 3862 nt
Organism: Myxocyprinus asiaticus (Chinese sucker)
Lineage: Eukaryota; Metazoa; Chordata; Actinopteri; Cypriniformes; Catostomidae
Product: protein KHNYN-like
Exons: 9
Coding region: 541-3402 (953 amino acids)
Cellular component (GO): nucleus; cytoplasmic ribonucleoprotein granule
Molecular function (GO): RNA endonuclease activity; mRNA binding
Source: RefSeq, a predicted model, not a curated record